Messenger RNA from Bactrocera neohumeralis, 1455 nucleotides. RefSeq names its product myosin regulatory light chain LC-2, mantle muscle. Gene Ontology annotation, cellular component: myosin II complex; cytoplasm. The record is from RefSeq and is a predicted model, not a curated record. Lineage: Eukaryota; Metazoa; Arthropoda; Insecta; Diptera; Tephritidae. Bases 432 to 1133 code for a protein of 233 amino acids. The transcript has 5 exons. Gene Ontology annotation, molecular function: calcium ion binding; myosin heavy chain binding. Gene Ontology annotation, biological process: locomotion; post-embryonic development.
GGUUGUAAUUCAAAAUUGACUUGCCGUGGAGAAGAACCACGGUGAGCAACUUGGCGGAAAUCGGGCUAAAAAUACAAGAACGAACAUUGCAAGAAAUCGCGACGCUUGUGCGUUCGCCAGAGAAGAUCUUGGACUCUUUUCGAAGCACAGAAAAAAAAUAUUUCUAAUAAAUAAAUAAUUCUCUUUCAAUUUGUCAAUAAAUUCGAACUAAAACGGCAAACGAAUUUUCAGUUAACGAUUAGCAAAGCGUUUGCACGAACGUUCGAGGGUACUUGGGUCCUAACCUAGUUGUCGCGAGUGUUAGACACAAUCUUAUAUUAGUGUACAUCCCUUUCAAGGCUGAAAAGGAUAAAUGUGUAUUGUUAAAUAAAUACAAUUAAAGUGAAUUAUUUUUUGAAAAUACACACAGUUCUAAAAAGCAAAGCGCCGAAAUGUCUGAUCCUAUAACAUUUUCCGUCGAUGAAAUGGAGCAGCGACGUCGUCGCGCCAGCGCUGCCCGCAAGGCUUCCAUCGUGCGUCCGCCCAGUCCACCAAAAGUCGAGUCGGAAGCAAUGGCGGCCAUCAAUGAGAUAUUCAAUCCAACUUAUAAGAAACCCGUGACCAAAGGCAACUAUCGCGCCCCCGACGAAGUGUCCGCCGAUGACUUGGAAGCGAUGAAGGACCUGGAUAUACGCAAGUUGGCUGAAUUGAAAGAAGUAUUCGUGCUGCUCGACUUGGACAGCGACGGCUUGAUUUCGAAGGAUGAUUUGCGCUUCACCUUCACCGCGCUCGGCACAGACACGCCGGACGAGCUGAUCGAGGAAAUGCUUAAGGAGGCAAAGGAUCCUUUGGACUACGAGGCUUUCAUAGAGUUAAUGAGCCAUCGCACGGUUGAGUUGGAUCCAGAGGAUGUGCUGUUGGAAGCUUGGAGCAAGUGGGACGAUUAUGGUACGGGCAAAAUUGAGGAGAAAAAAAUAUAUGAGGAGCUUACCAACUACGGCGAUGUCAUGACGACCGCAGAGGCCAACGAAGCGCUGAAGUAUGCACCGAUCGCCAAAGCCAAAACUCUCGAGGAACCUGCUAUGAUUGACUAUCCAGCCUUCUGUCGCAUCCUGUGUGGCUUGCGGAAGGGAAAGCCACGAGCAGACGAAUAAAACACACUUACACAUAUACAUACAGCUAUAACAAUAUUUAUUGCAGUUUGCUAGCUCAUCCAAGACCUCCAUACCCACAACCACAUGUCCACACACACAUAACGCUCCUAAGCACGUACAUAUGUGCACACAUGUGUGUGAGUGUGUGUGUUUGGGUGUGUGGUGUCCGAUAUUUUAUUGUGAAUACCAUGUAAAGUGACAUUUUUAUUGCGCACAAAUACUUUUUUCUCCGAUAACUCGAAUUUUUCUGUUUGAAAAUACAAUAAAUCAAAAGUGGUGUGUGCGAAGACACGCAGACUCAAAUGCGCUGUGAGCGUUUAAA